Molecule: messenger RNA, 663 nt
Organism: Myotis lucifugus (little brown bat)
Lineage: Eukaryota; Metazoa; Chordata; Mammalia; Chiroptera; Vespertilionidae
Gene: DLEU7
Product: deleted in lymphocytic leukemia, 7
Source: RefSeq, a predicted model, not a curated record
AUGGCCAGCCCCGCGCCCUUAGUGGCCUCCAUCAGCCACCAAAUGUUGGCUUUGCAGACCCUGCAGCUCCUGCAGCAGGAGUGGGGCUGGGGGGACGGACCGGGCGCCCGUGGAAAUUCGCGCGACCCGGACCACGUGUCUGCCACUCCAGCGCAUCGCUCAGGCCUGCGGCGGGCCCGGGCGGGGCUGGGGCGGGAGGAGGGCAGCGGAGGCCGGGGGUUGAGGAAUGGGGAGCUCUGGGGGCAGGCGAGCUCCCCGGAGGUAGAAGUAGUGCCAGGCGCCGAGGGGGGUGCGGAGCUGCUGCCCUGCCCCCAGGGCCGGCCAUGCACCCUGGCCCGGAUGGCAAUGCGCAGUGCACUGGCCCGUGUGGUGGACUCGACCUCAGAGCUGGUCAGUGUGGAGCAGACGUUGCUGAGUCCCCUGCUGCAGGAGCGAUCCUUCCCCAUCCACCUGAAGGACAGUGUUGAGUUCAGAAACAUCUGCAGUCAUCUGGCUCUACAGAUCGAAGGACAGCAGUUUGACAGAGAUUUGAAUGCUGCUCACCAGUGUUUGAAGACGAUAGUUAAGAAGUUGAUUCAGUCACUUGCUAACCUUCCUUCUGAUGCUCAUGUGGUAGCCUGUGCUUCGUUGAGACAGAUCUUACAGAAUCUCCCAGACAUAUGA